AUGCAUGCCAGCAAAGAAAAGAGGCGACGAGGUACUGCAAUCGAAGUUACUUCAACUUCUGCUAAUGUUGAUGCUGAGAGUAUUGUAACAACUGAUGUAAAAAGUGUCACAAGUGCUGCUUGUGCAGUACCAUCAUGCAAUACAGACAAGGACACCUGCAUCUGCUGGACGAAAUUGCUAAGCGAUUCUCCUGCUGACAGCACCCGCUUCUGCUCAAACGAACAAAGACGAGUAAAUUGGAGCAAAAGGUAUCAUUGGUACCACGAACAACAACAAACCAUCAAAAAGCUGCACAGUGGAAGUGAUUCACAAAUAAGCAGUGCUAUAGUAGAGUUUGAUAAUUAUUCACAAUCGGGUAAAUAUUUACUUUUAAGCAAUGAAAGGUUAUUAUUGACCUCGAGAUCUCAUGGGAAUAACUCAUCAGCAAGAGAAGAAGAGGAAAGUUGUUGUUUCAGCAGAGAGAGAAUCGUUUACCAGUCAUAUCGUGACCUCAGGUGUACUUCCACGCAACAAUACAACACUGCCUCAUCUUCAUUAUCAUCAUCCAUUCGCUCCCAAAAUCCCACCAUUCAUCAUUAUCGUUAUCAGCAACGAAGCCGCUGCAUUUUAUAUGCAAAUUUAAAACUGUUUAUUUAUUGGCAUGCAUUUUCGUUGUUAGCUUGUUUUGCAGCAACGGGAUUGUGUGUGCGUGCAGCCAUCAGUGAAUCAUUUCUAAAUGACAUGAAGCAUACAGAAAAUGAUAUUCCAGAUCUCCUGCAGCAAUCAUUGAAGUAUACAGCAUCCAUAAGCACCAGUGCCACCACUACUGAUAAUUUAAUAUCUACCCGCCUGAAUCCAUUCCUGAGGCAUUCUCGCUCCACUUCUGUACGACUAGGAUUGUCACUAGAUUCUGUUUGUUACAUUUGGUCUUCAAUGGCACCUCUUGAUUUGUGCAAGCUAGCACCAUGGGCACGGUAUCAGUUUCUUCGUAAAAUUUCCAUCUUCAAUCGCGAUUGUUUAGAGGAAAAUAACAUCAAAGCGGCGCAGUUAUUCCGGCUUACGCCGGGAUAUGUCAAUGAUGAAGCGGAUCUACGAAUGCGAGCAAAAUUUCUUCGUGCAAAUGUAGAAGGACAGGAUUGUAUUUUAGCUCCAGCAGGUGCCCAACAGUGCCUUUCUUGCUUUCAAAAGAUUGAUCGAGGUUUAAAGAAAGUGGAUAAAGCGUACGAAAACUUUAACCUUACGUUACACCGAUUUGAUUGUAUGUUGGCUGUAGAUACUGCUAGCGCAACAAGGCCUUUUUCACCCAAUGGCUCCUGUACUGAUUGCAAGAUUUGGUACAGGAAAUGGUUAGUGGUAAAUUUAUUGAAUUUGUGGUCCGUUCCGCCAUGUAUAAAUUGGUGCUACUAUGUUCAAUUAGCUUGUCCUCAUCUUGCUACCAGUAAAGUGGUUGAUUACGCGGGUCAUCCAAGUUUCCAGUGUAGAGAUCUACACAUACCAUCAGUUGGUGUUCCUCGAGAUCCUGAUCUAGUGAAGUCGACAACUCUUACAAGUUCAUUUUCAAAGAAGAAAUCAGUGGUAGCAUCCAAGUGCGCAUGUCUUCAUCCCUGUGAUCUAGAAGAAUUUUACAAUCUAGUCGAUGUCACUCGAACUGCUCAGCAAAAUCGGCCUAAUAGCUAUUCGAACACUAUCCUUAUGACCAGUGAUGAGGAAGAGGAUUUUUUCCCAUCUCAUCAGCAUUGUAUGGUCAGGCAUUAUUUCUGUGGCAGUUUGAAGGACGAAAUAGAAGGACACCGUGUAACGCGUCGAAGUUCAACUACCAGUGCUUCAGCGGUAGGAGAAAAUUUGCCUAAUUUCAAGUUGGAUGAUGUUUCCUUGUCAAGUUACGUAAUUGGUAUUGCUAAUUUUAUGCGAUCGCCAGAUUCAACUGGAGCUGUACCUCACCGACAAGAUAGUGCCAUUCAGGAAACCUUCACUGAUCCUGUUGGAUAUGUUUCCGAGUGGUGGACGAAACAUCGAGCACGACGUUCACAGUUUAAUGCAAAAACUGUAGCUACUGUUGCUACUAAUAAUUUUACUCCUACUACUGCUCCUGUUACUAUCGGUUCCAGCACACCUACUACCAUUAUUAGUUCUGGUGUCGACUGGAGAGGGACGAAGUGGAGCAUUUGUUCAGGAAUUUUCAUUUAUACCUUGCAUACCUUGUUUUCUUCUUUGUUAUUGCUCAGAAGGCCGCCAUUACUAUAG
Brugia malayi is the source of this 2223-nucleotide messenger RNA. RefSeq lists its product as uncharacterized. NCBI's taxonomy places the organism in Eukaryota, Metazoa, Nematoda, Chromadorea, Rhabditida, Onchocercidae. The record is from RefSeq and is a predicted model, not a curated record. The coding region runs from base 1 to 2223 and encodes 740 amino acids. The transcript has 5 exons.